Messenger RNA from Pogona vitticeps (central bearded dragon), 2212 nucleotides. NCBI's taxonomy places the organism in Eukaryota, Metazoa, Chordata, Lepidosauria, Squamata, Agamidae. The record is from RefSeq and is a predicted model, not a curated record.
CCAAUUAUUAGUUAUCAUCAUAUUUGCAACUCCUAUUGGAGCCCUCUCUCAUAGUGCGGUUGACCAAGGGCUUCAGGGUAGGCAUGGGGAGUGGGUGAUUCUCCCGAUGUUGUAGGACUGCUGUUUCCAAGAUGGCUGCCCACUGGCUCUGUUUUAGAAGUUGUAAUGUAAACAGGCAGAUCCAGAGCAGCAGGAGCCGCCUUUUUCAUUUCGAAGACCUCUCAACAUGGCCGAGAAGAGGAAGUGUCACCAAUAUUCAAUGGAAUACCUAAAAUUGGGAUUCAUUCCAUCUCCUUCCAACGUACAGCUUCCGUUUUGUCUUCUUUGUGAGAAAUCAUUUUCAAAUGAAAUGAUGAAGCCUUCCCAACUGAAAGACCAUUUGGUAAAAAUUCAUUCGGAUAAAGCUGACAAACCAGUAUCGUUUUUCCAAUCCUUAAAGGCCAAGUUUGAGGGUCGCAGCACGGUUAAGAAGUUAUCUGGAAAAUCGUCACUCAAUGCCGACAAGGGGCUCAUUUGUUCCUAUGAAUUAUCUUUGUUGAUAGCAAAACAUGGCAAACCUCACAGUAUCGGAGAAACACUGAUUUUACCAGUAGUGAAAGAGAUUUUUCCCAUCAUGUUGGGGCCAAGCUCAAGCACGGUCACGCAAUCGAUUCCUUUGAGCAGUGACACCGUAUCAAAAAGGAUUGAUGAAAUGGCUGCUGAUGUGGAAGAAAGGCUUAUUGACACCUUGAAAAGUACAGAAUUCGUGAUGCAGAUUGACGAGUCAACAAUUUGUGAAAAUGAAGCCUUGUUAUUGGCUUAUGCCCAUUUCAUCAAUGGAAAUGAAGAGAUUAGGGAAGAGCUGUUAUUUGCUCGAAAUUUAGUCACCGACACAAAAGGUUCUUCGAUAUUUGAAAAGGUUGAAGAGUUUUUUAAUGAAAAAAACAUCCCUUUGACAAACGUUGUGGCAUGUACAACCGACGGAGAUGCAUCCAUGGUUGGACGAUAUCGCGAAUUUCAAGCUCAUCUAAAAUCGGUUCUACCUGGAGUUAUGACUGUCCAUUCCGUUGUUCAUAGACAGCACCUUGUCUCAAAAAAUUUGAGUGGCCGUUUGCAUGAGUCUUUACAUUAUGUUAUUAAUGCUGUGAAUGAAAUUAAGUUGAAAGGCUUUAACAACCAACUUUUUCAAAAGCUUUGUGAAGAAAAUGACGAGGAUUUUGAACAUCUCCUUUUGUACACUGAAGUAAGGUGGCUUUCAAAAGAAAAGUUUCUGCAGCGAUUCCACGAACUUUUUGACACAGCUGUCGAAUUUCUUGAAUCCAUUGAACCAAGUCUAAGCAGUUCUCUUAAACUUCGACGUCUGGAUAUAGCUUAUCUCGCUGAUGUUUUUGACAAGCUGAAUGAAGUGAACGUAAAGCUGCAAGGAGAUAAAAUCAAUUUUAUUAAGGCCAAAGGAGUAAUCUGCUCAUUUCUUUCCAAAUUGGAUCUCCUUGCAAGCAAUAUGAGUCGCCAGGAGCUGUAUCAUUUCCCAAGCCUUGGUAAUGAACGUCAACUCCAAGCAGAUGAUGUGGACGUUUUUUGCUGCCACUUGAAGCAACUCAAAGAAGAUAUAGAAACCAGAUUCUAUGACCUCAUAAAUCUGAAUGUGCCCACUUGGGUGCUAAAUCCUUUCACAGCAGACUUUGCACAACUUCAUCCCAAACUGCAAGAGCCACUGACAGAUCUGAAAUACGACUGCGAAGCCCAGUCACAUUUUCAGAGUUACGGCUACGAAGCUUUUUGGGUGAAAAUGAGGAGCAGUUACCCAAUAUUGUGGGAGGAAGUUAAGUUGCUUAUUUUAGCCUUUCCUUCCACUUACUUAGUGGAGAGGGGCUUUAGCGCUGUCCAACAGAUCGUUUCUAAUUCAAGGGACAUGUUGAAGAUCACGGAGCACGGCGAUUUAAGAAUGAUAUUAACAAAAAUGGUUCCAGACAUCGUGAAAUUGGCAUCAGCUCACCAAGCACAAGGCAGCCAUUGAUUUUUUUUUUUUUUUUGCUUUUUGUGUACAUACAUUUUCUUCAUUAAUAAUUGCCUCAGCUCUUAUUGUUGUAUUUGCUUGCAUUGGAUUUCAUGUUCCAGUUUGAGUUUUCAGCUUCGUUUUCGAAUUCUUGUUGUGGUCUGUAAAACAUUUUCUGUGUCUCUUUGUAUUGUACUUUUUUAGCAUGCAGUCCAAUAUUAUAUUUUGGUUUCUUGG